Messenger RNA from Plasmodium berghei ANKA, 525 nucleotides. Its product is annotated as DIX domain-containing protein, putative. Bases 1 to 525 code for a protein of 174 amino acids. The transcript is spliced from 4 exons. Lineage: Eukaryota; Apicomplexa; Aconoidasida; Haemosporida; Plasmodiidae. The record is from RefSeq and is a predicted model, not a curated record.
AUGCAAAAUACAACAAUUGUAUUUUAUAAUAUUAUCAACGACAAAGAAGAUAAAAAUUCACAAAAUGUUUUUUAUAUUUCUAAACCACCUAAUUUAAUAACAUUAAGUGAUAUUAAGAAUGAAUUUCCUUUGGAGGGAACUUAUCAUUUCAGAUUUAAAAUAAAUCACAAUAAUAAUACAGUAUGGGUUGAUAUUACUGAUGGUUUUUCUCAUGUCCCCACUUUCAAUUCCUGCAUAUACAUGAAAGUUUUGAGAUUAAGUUGGAUAAACAAUAAAAAUGAUAAAACAAGUUUAAAUGACAAAACAGUUAAUGUACAUAGUUUGACACCCUCUUAUGAAAAUGAUAAAACAAUUUUUGAAGAAAACAGACCAAAUAUACAUGAUUCUACAGAUGCAAAUAAAUCUAAAACAAACAUUGAUAUGCUAUUAUUUGAAACAACACCAAAUAAAACAACUCGUGUAAAUUUAGAGGAUAAAAAAGAAUAUACUAAGGAUCAAAAUUAUUUCGAUUUAAUGUUUAAUUAA